AUGGAGCCGACAGAAGUUCUUGAUAUACAAUACCCAGUUGAAAGGGUAUACAGCACAGGGCUCACAGUUGGUCUGCAGAUUGCUUCUUCAGUGCAAACAUCUUUGCAUUGGCGGAUGUGCUUUGUUCUGCUUUUGACUAUGAAUUCGCGCAAUCCGAGAACCUGCUCGUCGCCGAGGAGGCCGGCGGCGGCGGCGGCGGCGGCGCCCCUCCCCCACGCCGCGUCGCCGCCGCCGACGUCGCCGUCGUCGCCGUCGUCGUCGUCGUCGUCGUCCUCCUCCUCGUACUUAGCGCGGCUGGCCAACCGGCAGAUCCGGCGGGCGCUGGAGGCCGGCGAGAUCGACGCCGCCAUCGAGCUCCUCAGGUCCCACGCGCCCUCCGUGCUCGACGAUCACCGGAUCCUCUUCCGGCUGCAGAAACAGAAAUUCAUUGAAUUGUUGAGGAAGGGGACGGCGGAAGAUCGCGAUGCCGCCAUUGAGUGCUUGAGAACGUCUCUUGCACCCUGUGCUCUGGAUGCUUACCCGGAAGCGUAUGAGGAGUUCAAGCACGUUCUUCUUGCCUUUAUAUAUGACAAGGAUGAUCAGUCUUCUCCUGUAGCGGAUGAGUGGUCUGAAAAGAAGAGGUUUGAUAUAGCUGGCUUGAUGUCAUCAGUAUUAAGGGCUCAUUUACAAGUAUAUGAUCCACUCUUUUCGAUGACACUGAGAUAUUUGAUAAGCAUACAUAGGGAAUUUUGCUUACGCCAGGGAAUAUCUUCACCAAUUUCAGACCUCACCGAAAGAUUGCUCCUUAAGGAGUGUGAUCCUCCCACAACUGUCGAAGAAAGCUUGUAUGAAGUUCCCGCAUUUGACGAGGUUGACAUCCAAUCUCUUGCGCAUGCUGUUAUGCUCAGUAGACAAGGUGCCGUUGACAGCUUGAGAUUUGCGAAGGGAGAUUUGUUUCUGGCUUUUCAGAAUGAACUAUGUCGAAUGAAAUUGGAUAUACCGAUGCUUGAUGAGCUCGCGCAGUAUUGUCUUUACAGGGGUAUUAUCGAUGCCAGUCUUACAUUUCCUUCGGGUAAAUCUGAGGCUGCUUAUCUGUUAUUUAAGUGUGGCUUUCUAAUCGGAAAUUGUUUGCUUGAGUUGGAUGAAUCUCAGGCUGGUAAACAGUCUGAUGGUGAAGUCCUUAGCAACAGCUGCAUAGAUGGUUGUUCAGACAAUAACAGUGAAGUAAUAACAAGGGAAGGUACUGAUAUUGAACUACGUUAUGCUAGUGAGCCAACAAGUAACCAUGAAAUUUGUAGCACGAGCAGUUCCCAGCAGUUCAACCAUUCAAAAUUGCUUCAAAGAAACAGAAACCGUGGAACUGGUGAGAGGAGGAAACGUAAGCGAUGGAGAGGAAGGCAUGAUGACUUGAUUUUUGUGCCUGAUACGUCAUUUGUUAGAAGUAUCAAACAGGGGGUCCAGGUUGCUGCUUCAGUGUCUUGUGCAAAUACAUCGAGAGAACGAGAGGGUUCAGACGCAAGAUUUACUUUUGAGAACCAAACUGGGGAGGAAAAAUAUGAAUUCCUUUUAGAGAUGAAAGAACUAGCCAGCAAGGGAAUGGCAGCUGAAGUUGUUGAAGAAAUUAACACUAUGGAUCCCAAUUUCUUUCUGCAGAAUCCUGUUUUGCUGUUCCAACUCAAGCAGGUUGAAUUUCUUAAGUUGGUCACUUCAGGCGAUCAUUCUAGUGCUCUUAAGGUUGCCUGCAGCCACUUAGGUCCUUUAGCUGCUAAAGAUCCAGCAUUAUUAAAGCCCUUGAAGGAGACUUUGUUGGCAUUACUCCGUCCUGAGGAUAUUUCAAUUGGAAAAUGCUUGCCUUUGGAUGCUCUUGCAACUUCACUCCAGGUUGCAAUUGGUAGAAGCCUCGGGAUUGAAGAACCUCAGCUCAUGAAAAUAAUGAGAGCAACCCUUCACACACACACUGAGUUGUUCAAACUUCAAAUGUGUAAAGAUCGCUUUGAGAGUCUUUUGAGGAUUGAUUCCUUGAAGGAUGUUAGCAGCCCCAUGGUUGGAGUAGCUGCUUUAUCGAAAUCAAAUACUGAUAGUGCUCAGGGUUCCUCAGUGGUCACGACCUCGUCAAGUCCUAGGAUGGCUGAUGAUGGAAGCAGUCCUACUCAAGUUUCUUCUAGUGAUGGCAUAUGUGAUGAAAGUGCAAUUCUUAAAGUCAUGGAAUUUCUUGCUUUGCCUAGGGCCGAUGCCAUCCAUUUGCUUGGCCAGUACAAUGGUAACGCCGAAACGGUCAUCCAGCAAUUAUUUGCUUAGUCUGAGACCUAAUGUCUGUAUGUGCUCGGGGACAUUUAUUUAUUCUUUCACACAUAUUCAUUCACGGUGUACCAUAGCUUUGUUAGGCGAAACGUCGGAAUGUGCGAGUUUUUGCACGUCUUGGUAUCAUCUCUUCUCCACCGGUGUAAUUGAUGAGGAUGAGUGCCCUAAAACUCUUAAAAGAUGCAGGGUGUGGUGGAAUGUACAAAAAUACAAUAACUUGAAGCAAUGCUUUUGUUGUAAUAGACUCUCUGGCAAGCAAGCAAGCAAGCAAGCUUGUUGAAGCUACUGCUGUCAAAGUUCUCAUUCGAAUAUAAGUGCUUUGAACGCCA
Molecule: messenger RNA, 2609 nt
Organism: Eucalyptus grandis
Lineage: Eukaryota; Viridiplantae; Streptophyta; Magnoliopsida; Myrtales; Myrtaceae
Source: RefSeq, a predicted model, not a curated record